AUGUCACCUCCAUCUUAUUUACCACGCAAAGAAUUCGAGGAAACCAAUGUGUACAACUAUGAUGAAACUCCAGAAAACAAAUCUUGGGCUUGCACUUUACCAACAGCCAAAGGGUUAUAUAAUCCUGAAUUAGAAAAAGAUGCCUGUGGUGUCGGUUUUACUUGUCAUUUGAAAGGUAUUCCUUCUCAUAAAAUUGUUUCCGAUGCAAGAUACUUAUUAUGCAAUAUGACCCACAGAGGUGGGGAAUUAAAUCCUAAGGAUGGUGAUGGUGCUGGUCUUUUGACUUCAAUUCCUCAUAUUUUCUUUAGAAGAGAAUUUAAAUACUAUUGUGGUGUUGAUUUACCUCCAAAAGGUCAAUAUGGUACUGGUAAUUUAUUCUUUAAGAAAGAUGAAACUGUUUUCAAUAAGUCAAAAAAGACUUUUGAGAAUAUUGCUGAGUCUUUAGGUUUGAAAGUAUUGGCUUGGAGAGAAGUUCCUCAUGAUUCUACUAUUUUAGGUCCUGCUUCAUUAUCUCGUGAACCAUUUAUUUUACAACCACUUGUCGUUUUAAGUGAAUUAAUUGGUAAAGAUAUUUCAUCUGAAGAAUUUUCAGAUAAAUAUCAAGUUGAAUUUGAAAAGAAAUUAUUUAUUCUUAGAAAACAAUCUACCCAUACAAUUGGCUUACAUAAUUGGUUCUAUAUUUGUUCAUUAUCCAACAAGACAAUCGUUUACAAAGGUCAAUUACAUCCAAAUCAAGUUUACAAUUACUACCACGAUUUGAAUAACGUUGAAUUUGAAGCUCAUUUUGCUUUGGUCCAUUCUAGAUUUUCAACCAACACUUUCCCAUCUUGGGACAGAGCCCAACCAUUGAGAUUAGCUGCACAUAAUGGGGAAAUCAACACUCUUAGAGGUAAUAAGAAUUGGAUGAGAGCAAAAGAAGGUAUCAUCAAGUCUAAAUUAUUUGGAGAUGAAAUUGAUAAAUUGUUUCCUAUUAUUGAAGAAGGUGGAUCUGAUUCUGCUGCUUUUGAUAAUGUGUUAGAAUUAUUGGUUAUGAACCGUGUUGUUAGUUUACCAGAAGCUGUCAUGAUGAUGAUUCCUGAAGCUUGGCAAAAUGAUACCCACAUUGAUCCUUACAAGAAAGCAUUUUAUGAAUGGGCUGCUUGUUUGAUGGAACCAUGGGAUGGUCCGGCACUUUUCACAUUUGCUGAUGAUAGAUACUGUGGUGCUAAUUUGGAUAGAAAUGGUUUGAGACCAUGUAGAUAUUAUGUUACUGAUGAUGAUCAUAUUAUCGUUGCUUCUGAAGUUGGUGUUGUUGAAAUUGAACCAGAAAAAGUUUUAAUUAAAGGUAGAUUGCAACCCGGUAGAAUGUUAUUAGUUGACACUGAACAAGGUAGAAUUGUUGAUGAUAGAGAAUUGAAAUCCAAUGUUGCUUCCAGAUUCGACUUCAAAUCUUGGAUUUUAGCUAAUAUGAUCAGUUUGAACGAUUUAACUGAGAAAUUAGAAGCAAGGAAAGUUGACAUUUCUCCAGAACCAAUUGACUUGAAGUUGAGUGUUGCAAGUGAUCCAAGAUUAGUAGCAUCUGGUUAUUCUCAUGAACAACUUUCAUUUGUUUUAGCUCCAAUGGCUGAAGGUGGUAAUGAAGCUUUAGGUUCAAUGGGUAACGAUAAUGCAUUGGCUUGUAUUUCCGAACAACCUAAAUUAUUAUAUGAAUAUUUCAGACAAUUAUUUGCUCAAGUUACUAAUCCACCAAUUGAUCCAAUUCGUGAAAAGAUUGUCAUGUCAUUAGAAUGUUAUGUUGGUCCUCAAGGUAACUUAUUAGAAAUCAAACCUGAUCAAUGUAAUAGAUUAAUGUUGAAGACUCCAAUCUUAGAUGAUUCUGAAUUAUUAGCAAUUAAGAACAUUGAAAAAGCUUAUCCAAAAUGGUCAGUUGCUAAUAUUGAUAUCACUUUUGAAAAGACUGAAGGUAUUCAAGGAUAUAUUAAUACUAUUGAUAGAAUUUGUCAAGCUGCAUCUAAGGCAAUUGCUGAUGAUCAUCAAAUUAUUGUUUUAUCUGAUCGUAAAACCUGUGCUGAUAGAUUACCAAUUUCUGGUUUGAUUGCAAUUGGUGCUGUUCAUCAUCAUUUAGUUAGACAAAAGCAAAGAUCUAAAGUUGCUUUGAUUAUUGAAACUCAAGAAGCUAAAGAAGUCCAUCAUUUCUGUUGUUUGGUAGGAUAUGGUGCCGAUGGUGUUAAUCCAUAUUUAGCAAUGGAAACUUUAAUUAGAAUGAAUGAACAAGGAUUAUUGAAAGUCUCAUUACCUUCUGAUAAAAUCAUCAAGAAUUACAAAGAUUCCAUCGAUGCUGGUAUUUUGAAAGUUAUGUCCAAAAUGGGUAUCUCCACUUUAGCUUCUUAUAAGGGUGCACAAAUUUUUGAAGCUUUGGGUAUUGAUAAUUCAGUAGUUGAUCGUUGUUUUGCAGGUACUGCUUCUAGAAUCAAGGGUAUUACAUUUGAAUAUAUUGCUCAAGAUGCUUUUACUUUACAUGAACAAGGUUUCCCAACCAGAGAAACAAUCAAACCAGUGGGAUUACCAGAAACAGGUGAAUAUCAUUGGCGUGAUGGUGGUGAUGCCCAUAUUAAUGAUCCAACAGUUAUUGCCUCAUUACAAGAUGCAGUUCGAAACAAGAAUGAAAAAUCCUAUGAUAUUUAUGCCAAAAAGGAAAAUGAAGCAGUUAAGAAUUGUACAUUACGUGGUUUAUUAGAUUUUGAUUAUGAUUCUAAUCCAGCUAUCCCAAUUGAACAAGUUGAACCUUGGACUGAAAUUGUUAGAAGAUUUUUCACUGGUGCUAUGUCAUAUGGUUCUAUUUCUAUGGAAUCUCAUACUACUUUAGCUGUUGCCAUGAAUAGAUUAGGUGGGAAAUCAAACACUGGGGAAGGUGGUGAAGAUGCUGCUAGAUCGUUGGUUAAUUCACAAGGUGACACUAUGAGAUCAGCAAUUAAACAAGUUGCCAGUGGAAGAUUUGGUGUUACUUCUUAUUAUUUGGCUGAUGCAGAUGAAUUACAAAUUAAGAUGGCUCAAGGUGCAAAGCCUGGUGAAGGUGGUGAAUUACCUGGUCAUAAAGUCUCAGCAGAAAUUGGUAAAACUAGACAUUCUACUCCUGGGGUUGGAUUGAUUUCUCCUCCACCACAUCAUGAUAUUUAUUCUAUUGAAGAUUUGAAACAAUUAUUGUAUGAUUUGAAAUGUUCAAAUCCAAGAGCUAGAACUUCAGUUAAAUUAGUUUCAGAAGUUGGUGUUGGUAUUGUUGCAGCUGGUGUAGCUAAAGCUGGAUCUGAAAACAUUUUAAUUUCUGGUGGUGAUGGUGGUACUGGUGCUGCUAAGUUGACUUCAAUCAAGUAUGCUGGUUUACCUUGGGAAUUAGGUUUAGCUGAAUCUCAUCAAACUUUAGUAUUGAAUGAUUUAAGAGGUAGAGUUAUCUUACAAACUGAUGGACAAAUUAGAACCGGUAGAGAUAUUGCAAUUGCUUGUUUAUUAGGUGCUGAAGAAUUUGGAUUUGCUACUUCUCCAUUAAUUGCUAUGGGUUGUAUCUAUAUGAGAAAAUGUCAUUUGAAUACUUGUCCAGUUGGUAUUGCUACUCAAGAUCCUGAAUUAAGAAAGAAGUUCCAAGGUACUCCAGAACAUGUUAUUAACUUCUUCUAUUACUUGGCUAAUGAUUUAAGAGGAAUUAUGGCUCAAUUAGGAUUUAGAAGCAUCAAUGAAAUGGUUGGUCGUACUGAGAAAUUGAAAGUUAGAGAAGAUUUAAGAAAUACUAAGAAUGCCAACAUUGAUUUAUCUCCAAUUUUAACUCCUGCUCAUACUAUUAGACCUGGUGUUGCUACUUAUUGUGUCAGAAAGCAAGACUUAAGAUUACAUGUCAGAAUUGAUAACAAAUUAAUUGAUGAAUCUGAAUUAACUUUAGCUAAAGGUUUACCAGUUACUAUUGAUUGUAAUGUUUCAAAUACUGAUAGAACCGUGGGUACUACAUUAUCUUAUCGAGUUUCCAAAACAUUUGGUGAAGAUGGUUUACCACAUGAUACUAUUCAUGUUAAUGUAACUGGUUCAGCUGGUCAAUCAUUUGGUGCAUUUUUGGCAUCGGGUGUUACUUUAGAAUUAGAAGGUGAUACUAAUGAUUAUAUGGGUAAAGGAUUAUCAGGAGGUAGAAUUAUUGUUUAUCCACCUAAGGAAUCUCGUUUCAAAGCUGAAGAUCAAAUCAUUGCUGGUAAUGUUGCCUUUUUCGGUGCUACUUCUGGUACUGCCUUUAUUAGAGGGGUUGCAGCUGAAAGAUUUGCAGUUCGUAAUUCUGGUGCUAACAUUGUUACUGAAGGUACUGGUGAUCAUGGAUGUGAAUAUAUGUCUGGUGGUAGAGUUGUUGUUUUAGGAACUACUGGUAGAAACUUUGCUGCUGGUAUGUGUGGUGGUAUUGCCUAUGUUUUAGAUAUGGCUCAAGAAUUUAGACAAAAGGUUAAUAAAGCCACUGUUGAAUUAUCUCAAGUUACUGAAACUGAAGAAAUCUCAUUCUUGAGAAGUUUAAUUGAAGAUCAUCGUCAUUAUACUGGUUCAGAAGUUGCUGAUGAAAUUUUGAGUGAUUUUGCCAGAUAUUUACCAAAGUUUGUCAAAGUAUUACCAUAUGAUUAUAAGAAGGUUUUGGAAAAGGAAAAAUUAUUAGCCCAAGAAGCCAAAAAGAAAGAAUUAAACAGUUUCUUAAUGACAAUUAGAGAAGAUCCAGAAGCUGAUGUUACCAAUGGAGAAGCUGCUAAAAUCAAACAAGGUUAUGUUAAAGCCCCAUCUGCCAAACCUGGUCCAACUAAUGAACCCAAAAUUGUUGACGUUGAAGAUACUAUUCUUGAUACUGAGUUUGAAAAGAAAGCACCAGUCAAAUUGGAUAAACUUCGUGGAUUUAUGAAGUAUAAACGUCGUAAUGAAAAAUACAGAGAUGCUAAAGAUAGAAGUAAAGAUUGGAAUGAAAUGACAUCAAGAUUAACCAUGGAAGAAUUAAAAUAUGAAACAGCUAGAUGUAUGGAUUGUGGUGUUCCAUUUUGUACUUCAGAUACCGGUUGUCCAAUUUCAAAUGUUAUUCCAAAAUGGAAUGAAUUAGUAUUUCAAGAUCGUUGGUUUGAUGCCUUACAAAGAUUAUUAAUGACUAAUAAUUUCCCUGAAUUCACUGGUAGAAUUUGUCCUGCUCCAUGUAAUGGUGCUUGUGUUUUGGGUAUUAAUGAAGAUCCUGUCAAUAUCAAAUCAGUUGAAUGUGCUAUUAUUGAUUAUGGAUUUGAACAAGGUUGGAUUAAACCAGAACCACCAACUCAUAGAACUGGUAAGACUGUUGCUGUUAUUGGAUCUGGUCCUGCUGGGUUAUCAUGUGCUGAUCAAUUGAAUAAAGCUGGUCAUAAAGUCACUGUUUAUGAACGUAGUGAUAGACCUGGUGGGUUAUUAAUGUAUGGUAUUCCAAAUAUGAAAUUGGAUAAAGGUAUUGUGAAGAGAAGAACUGAUUUAUUAGCUGCCGAAGGAGUUGAAUUCAUUUGUAAUACUACAGUAGGUGAAGAUAUCACAGUAGGUGAAUUGAAAGCCAGUUUUGAUGCUGUUGUAUUUGCAGUUGGAUCUACUAUUGCUAGAGAUUUAAGAAUUCCAGGUAGACAAUUGAAUAAUAUUGAUUUUGCCAUGAAAUUAUUACAUUCCAAUACCAAAGCAUUAUUAGAAGAUAAUUUAGCUGAGAUUAGAAAACAACUUGAAGGUAAGAAUGUUGUUGUUAUUGGUGGUGGUGAUACUGGUAAUGAUUGUUUAGGUACUUCCACUAGACAUGGAGCUAAAUCGGUUGUUAAUUUUGAAUUAUUACCCCAACCUCCAAAUACUAGACCUAAAGAUAAUCCAUGGCCUCAAUGGCCAAGAAUCUUUAGGGUUGAUUAUGGUCAUACUGAAGUUGCAGCUCAUUAUGGUAAAGAUCCAAGAGAAUAUUCUAUUUUAUCCAAAGAAUUUGUUGAUGAUGGUGAAGGUAAUGUUAAAGGGAUCAAGACAGUUAGAGUUGAAUGGAAACGGUCAGAUACUGGAGCAUGGCAAAUGGCCGAAGUUCCAGGUAGUGAAGAAUUUUUCCCUGCUGAUGUUGUUUUGUUAUCGAUGGGAUUCAUUGGACCAGAAGCUGAGAAUUUAGAAGUUGAUAGAACCAAGAGAGGUACUAUUACUACUGUCGAUCCUAAUGUUUAUCGUGUCAAUGAUGAUGAUAAUUUGUUUACUGCUGGUGAUUGUAGAAGAGGACAAUCUUUAGUUGUUUGGGGUAUUCAAGAAGGUAGACAAUGUGCUAGAGAAGUUGAUAUUUAUUUGAUGGGAUCUACUAGAUUACCUGGUAAUGGAUCUGUUGAACAAAGAAAUUAUAAAUUAUUGGAAGAAUUAGCUGAUAAUGUUUAG
Hemisphaericaspora subhashii is the source of this 6387-nucleotide messenger RNA. It is a transcript of the gene GLT1, whose product is annotated as glutamate synthase (NADH). NCBI's taxonomy places the organism in Eukaryota, Fungi, Ascomycota, Pichiomycetes, Serinales, Debaryomycetaceae. The record is from RefSeq and is a predicted model, not a curated record. The transcript has a single exon. Gene Ontology annotation, molecular function: flavin adenine dinucleotide binding; FMN binding; glutamate synthase (NADH) activity. The coding region runs from base 1 to 6387 and encodes 2128 amino acids.